GCGUCUGAAUCUGCAACUGUCGUCUCCAACACGGGGAAUCUCAUGAAGUACAUGAACCUUGACCAGCGUGGUCGCGUUCAGGCUGAAUACGUUUGGAUUGAUUCCACCGGUGGCACUCGCUCCAAGACAAAGACUCUCUUCAAGCCCGUCACAAGUGUUGAUGAGCUUCCUGAAUGGAACUUUGACGGUUCCUCCACCAACCAGGCCCCCGGUGACAACUCCGAUGUCUACCUUCGCCCCGUCGCUUACUACCCCGAUCCCUUCCGCCAAGGUGACAACAUCCUCGUCCUCUGCGAGACCUGGGAUGCCGAUGGAAGCCCCAACAAGUUCAACUACCGUCACGAAGCCAACCGCCUGAUGGAGACCAACGCCAGUGAGGGCUUCUGGUUCGGUCUGGAGCAGGAGUACACUCUCCUCGGUACUGACGGAUGGCCUUACGGCUGGCCCCGUGGCGGUUUCCCCGGUGCCCAGGGUCCCUACUACUGCGGUGUCGGUACCGGCAAGGUCUACUGCCGUGAUAUCGUCGAGGCUCACUACCGUGCCUGCUUGUACGCCGGUAUCAACAUCUCCGGUAUCAACGCUGAGGUCAUGCCUUCCCAGUGGGAGUACCAGGUCGGCCCCUGCCCCGGUAUCGAUAUGGGUGAUCACCUCUGGAUGUCCCGUUUCCUUCUCCACCGUGUCGCCGAGGAGUUCGGUGUCCGUAUCUCCUUCGAGCCCAAGCCCAUUAAGGGUGAGUGGAACGGUGCCGGACUUCACUCCAACGUUUCCACCAACGCCACUCGUGCCGAGGGUGGUAUGAAGGUUAUUGAGGCCGCCAUGAAGAAGUUCGAGGCCCGCCACGUUGAGCACAUCGCCGUCUACGGUGAGGGUAACGAGGAGCGUCUCACCGGUCGCCACGAGACCGGUAACAUCGAUAAGUUCUCUUACGGUGUUGCCGACCGUGGUGGCUCCAUCCGUAUCCCCCGCCAGUGUGCCAAGGACGGCAAGGGUUACUUUGAGGAUCGUCGCCCCGCGUCGAACGCUGAUCCCUACCAGAUCACUGGUAUCAUCGUUGAGACUAUGUGUGGUGGCCUCUAAAUGGAUAGGAAUCAUUUGGUCUUAGCGCUCCGAUACCCUCGGCGUCAACCUGGGAGUCGGACCAGAGCGGCCUGACUGCGUGAGGGAGCCCCUAUAGAUGCUCUGAUCUGUCU
This is a messenger RNA of Penicillium robsamsonii, 1190 nucleotides long. RefSeq names its product glutamate--ammonia ligase (gene glnA). The annotation marks the transcript as partial. Gene Ontology annotation, cellular component: cytoplasm. Lineage: Eukaryota; Fungi; Ascomycota; Eurotiomycetes; Eurotiales; Aspergillaceae. The transcript is spliced from 4 exons. The record is from RefSeq and is a predicted model, not a curated record. Gene Ontology annotation, molecular function: glutamine synthetase activity.